UGAUCGAAAUAAAAUUACAAUCAUAUGUUGGUAGUAUACACUAUACACGGAUUACCGCCACGGUUGUUGUGGUUCGACAAUGAAUACGGAUUUAUAUUUUUAACUAAAAAUUGAGACGAUAGUGCUAUUUAGCAUUGAGAUAAAAAGCUGAUCAUAUAAAUAAAUACACAUGGAUUCCAAUAUUGAUGUGGAAUUAUCAACUAAUGAAACUCAAAAGGAUUCAGAUACAGAGAAUGAAAAAAAAACUAAAGAUAUGAAUGAAUCUAAUAAAAGAACAGAUAUUACUACAAAUGAAGAACAGAGAUCAGUAGUCUCAAAAGAAGAUGAAAAUAUUGUUGAUGAAAAUGAAGCUAAUAAAAUUAAAAAAAAAAAAAUAAAUAUGGUAGAUGAAAUAGAAAAAAAAUUAUCUGAUGAAAAUUCAAAAAGUAUUCAAUUAUCAACUACUGUAUCAUGUCAAGAGAAUUUAUCAACUACUAAGUCAUGUCAACAAAAUGUUUCUGAAGAAGGUAACUUAAUAGUAAAGGAAUUAUCUUUACAAGAAAUUAAUACAAAUACUGUGGUUACAGACUGUAAUGACACACAUUCAUUGACUUUACAUGAAAGUACCAUAAAAAAUGUUUCACAAGAAAAAGGUUCAAUAGAAUUAAUGAUAUCCAAUACUAUUGACAAAGAUGACAUAGAUAAAUUAUCAGAUAACGUCAAUGUAGUAGAAUGUACAAAAUCUAAAAAAUGUUUAGGAUAUAUAUCAGAAGAAGCGGAAAAUGUCAAUAUAGAUGGUUCAUGUGAUUUGCACUUAGCAGAAAAAGAAAUUGUUGAAAAUGUUUUGGAAGAUUCUCAAAUAAACAAACAAUUUUCAGUUAGUGAAAAAAGUAAUUCAGAUAAUAAAAAGACUGAUCCAAUGGAGACAUCAGAGAGUAAUGAUAGAAAUGCGACAGAAAAAAACAUAGAACCAGAAAAUACUGAAUUUGUGCAGUUUUCUCAAGAGAAACAUGGAGAUGCACAAAUUGAAAGUCAAUCUAUGGAUGCUGAAGAUCCUUUUGGUGGAGAUAGUCUUACAACAGAAAAUAUUGAAUCUAUGGAUACUGAUGACCUUACUGAAACUAAUAUAGGAUUUUCUAAAUUGUGCAGCCAAACUGAUAAUUUACCAGCUAUUGUAAAUAAUGAGGAAAGCAGUUUUAGUAAUAAUAAAAAUAAAAAGGAUGACAAUAAUGGAGCAAAUAAAGAUAGUUCCAUUGAUAUUUUACGUUCUCCAAAUGUUACAUUGGACUUACAAGAUACUAGUAAAAAUGGUAAUGAGAAUUCAGUUCAAUCAGAAUGCAAUGAAGAUUUACAUAUAAAUUCCACUGAAAAAUGUGAUAAUCAAACAAAGAAAUCUGUCGAUGAAAUAACACCAAUGGAUACUGAAGAAGAACAAUCUAAUGUUUUACCAGGACAAGAUGAUGAGUUAUGUAUUAUCCCAGAUAGUAUGAAAGUCAUAAUUCCUGAGCAAACAGAAAAAUCAAACUCUAAUAAUGAAGAAUCAAUACAUAAAGAUAACCAUAAACAAAAUGAAAUUAAGCAAACAUGUGAAAACUCUGAACCAAAUAAUGAUGAAAACAAAGACUUACAUAAAGGCUUGAAGGAUCAAAAUACUACAAAUGAAUCUGUUAUAACACAAGCAAAAAAUAUCAGGACAGAAACAGAUUCAACUAAUAAAAUCACAGAUAUUACUACAGAUGUUAUUAACAUUGAUGAAGAAUCAAAAAAUUCCGAAAUUGAAGAAAUUGCAACUAAAGAAAUUUGUAAACAAUGUAACGAAGAAAAAUCAUGUAAAAUUAAAGUAAAAAUUGGUUUUGAUACUUACAAUGUAUGUUCGAAAACCUGUAAAGCAUUAUUCAAAGUUGCUAAUAAUAAAGCGAUGGAUAUACCAAGUGAUGGAGUUAAUUCUAAGAGAGAAAAACGUUGUGCAAACUGUUUGUUAAUUGUUGAACCUAAUGAUGAACGUAAUCUUUCUUGGGAAACAAUGGAGUUCUGUAAUGAAGAGUGUCUAGGCAAAUUUCAAACAAAAUAUGGAAGUUAUUGCAGAAAUUGCAAUGGUUCAGUACAAGCAGUAAGUUUAGGAAAAUAUUGUGUACGAUUUGGUUAUGAUGUUAGGCAAUUUUGUUGUUCCACAUGUUUGGAAGAAUUCAAAAAGGGCCUAAAAGUAUGCAGUUAUUGUCAAAAAGAUAUAAGCUCUAGUGCAGAAGGUUUUCUUGCACCAGUUGGUGAUAAAGGACAAUUUAAGGAUUUUUGUACUCAAGAUUGUAUGGGAAAAUAUUCAAAAAUGAGCUCUGUUGAACCUCCAAACAUAGAAAAAAAAUGCUGUAGCGUUUGUCAAGAAGAAAAAAUUGUUCAUUGUGAAGUUCAAAUAGACAGAUCUGAUCCAGUAGCUAUAUGUAGUGAACCAUGUUUUGCAGCAUUCAAAUUUGUGAAAAAGGUUGAUCCUGAUCAGUGUUCUACCUGCAAAAAAUUUUUUGAGUUACCUAACAAAAAAAGUUCUGUUGUGUUUUAUGAGAAUGAAGCUCAUACGUUUUGUUCUAAAACUUGUUUAAAUGUAUUUAUUAUUACCAAUAGGAAAAUUGUUCCUUGUAAUUGGUGCAAAGUAAAAAAAUAUAAUUUUGACAUGAUUAAAAAGGAACUAAAAACUUGUCAAGUAAUGAUGAUGUGCAGUUUAAAUUGCUUAACAUUAUAUCAGGUUUCUAUCAACGCAGUUUCGGCAAAACGAAUAAACUGUGACUUUUGUAAAGAAUUUUCGCAAGCACAAUAUCAUUUAACAAUGUCAGAUGCAACAAUACGAAAUUUUUGUUCUUAUCACUGUGUAAUGAAUUUUCAAGCUCAGUAUACUAAAUCUCCGAUUACGAUACCUACUGGCGAUGAUCCUGUACCUACUGGCAUGCCCAAAAGAACAUUACCUCAAAGAAACACAAAUUCCAAUAAUCAAAAAGUUAAUGAUAUACAAAACAAAAAGAAUAUGCCUGUAAUUUCUUCUGUGACAAGUUUAGCCACAAUUGGAAAUGGUCAAUCCAGUCCAACAACUCAACAAAACAGUGUAAAUAAUAUGUUAGUACCUUCAGUUGCUAUCAGCCAAAAUCAAACACAGCAAGUAAUUUAUAAACAACACAUUAUAACAAGACCACCAAGUCCAGUCCAAAUUCACAAUAAAACAACUCAGUGCAGACCUGUGAUGCACACAAAAGGAGUUUCAGUACGUCCACAUCCUUGUACAAAAGCUUCACAAACGGAUGGAAUUCACCAAGCAGUUGUACCGAUACCAGUUCCAAUUUAUGUUCCAUUUCCAAUGCAUAUGUAUACUAUGCCUUUUCCAGUUCCAUUACCUUUUCCAUUACCAAUUCCUGUUCCUAUUUUUAUACCUACAACAAGAAAUAGUGCUAAGGGAAUAUUUAAAGAAAUCAAAAGAAUACAGGAAAAAAUACCAGCAGAUCCUUUUGAAGCUGAACUUCUCAUGAUGGCAGAAAUGGUUGCAACAGAGAAGAAAGCUAAUGAGACUGAUUCGGAUUCUACAGAUGAUAGAGAUGAAGAUACUGGCGACCGUGAUCAUUCACAUGGUGGAGUUUUCAGUCCAGAAGGUGUUGAUUCUAGUAAUACAUUUGGUGAUGACAUGUUACAAAUGGCUUUAAAAAUGGCAACUGGAGAAUUAGAUGAGCCAGCUGUUGACUUAGAAGCUGCUUUAACUCCAAAUACUAUUACCGCUACACAAACACCAACACAAUCUGAUACAACUAUAGAAAAUGAUGUUCAAUCGGAACGGCUUAUUGUUCCCUCUCGGGGAAGGAAACGAAUGGUUCCAUAUAAACCACGAUCUACGCCAAAUAAACGAGGAAGGCGCGUAUCUGGCACAAAUGAUAUGCCUUUGAUGCCACCCCCGGAACCUCAACCUCCACCUCAACCGAGAAUAAUAGAACCCAUAGAAAAACCAGAUGCUAAUAUGGCUCUCAAAUAUACCUUUGGUGUAAAUGCUUGGAGACAAUGGGUAGUUACAAAAAAUGCUGAAUUAGAAAAACAAAGUACACCAAUUAGAAAAAUGAAAUUAUUUAAAACAGAUCUUUUGCAACUCACAGCUGACGAAUUAAAUUAUUCAUUAUGCCUCUUUGUGAAAGAAGUUAAAAAACCAAAUGGAGCAGAAUAUGCUCCUGAUACAAUAUAUUAUCUCUGUUUAGGAAUUCAACAGUAUUUAUUUGAAAAUAAUAGAAUAGACAAUAUUUUCACAGAUUCAUAUUAUGAAAGAUUUACUGAUUGUUUAAAUGAAGUUGCAAAGAAAUUUUCUGUUCUUUAUAAUGAUGCACAAUAUAUUGUAACAAGAGUUGAAGAAGAACAUUUAUGGGAAUGUAAGCAAUUAGGUGCUCAUUCUCCUCAUGUCCUUUUAAAUACUCUAAUGUUCUUUAACACUAAACAUUUUAAUCUUGUAACAGUAGAAGAACAUAUGCAAUUAUCAUUUUCUCACAUCAUGAAACAUUGGAAACGUAAUCCAGCUGCACAACUUACUACAGGAGCAGGAAAAGUUCCAGGUUCCAGAAACGUUCUUCUUCGUUUCUAUCCACCACAAUCAGCAUUGGAAGGUAAUUCACGUAAAAAGAAAGUAUAUGAGCAACAGGAAAAUGAAGAAAAUCCAUUAAGAUGUCCAGUCAAAUUAUAUGAGUUUUACUUGUCUAAAUGUCCAGAAAGUGUUAAGACUCGGAACGAUGUAUUCUAUUUAUUGCCAGAAAGAAGUUGUGUACCGGACAGUCCGGUAUGGUAUUCAACAUCACCAUUGGCUAAGGAACAUCUCAUAAAAAUGUUAUAUCGCAUUAAAAUGGUUAAAGAAAUCAAUGUGGCAUUAUUAACUAGCUAAUUUCAAGUUUGCAUAUUUAUCUUUAAUAUCAUGAAUACCAUGAUAUGCAAAAAAGUAAUUGUUCCCUUAUACGUCAGAUAAGAAUGUUCAAAGAACGUGUAGUCAUUGAAAUUUUUAUAAUUUCUAUUGUAUAUUUUUCACUUCCUAAUAAAACAGAAGAAUGUAUUAUUAACGAAA
This is a messenger RNA of Bombus pascuorum, 5044 nucleotides long. It is a transcript of the gene woc, whose product is annotated as zinc finger MYM-type protein 3. The record is from RefSeq and is a predicted model, not a curated record. NCBI's taxonomy places the organism in Eukaryota, Metazoa, Arthropoda, Insecta, Hymenoptera, Apidae. The transcript is spliced from 12 exons. The coding region runs from base 170 to 4867 and encodes 1565 amino acids. Gene Ontology annotation, molecular function: zinc ion binding.